AUGACCAAAGCGAGGAUGAAAAAGGAUGGAGACGGGAAAGGCAAGAACAUGUGCAGCCGCUUCGACUUUCGGAGAAUACUUGAGAAGACAGUCUUGUCUAUUGUCGAGCCUGAGGUCGACAUGCCUGUUGAUAAGUCCACUACUGAGAUGGAGGUGGAGCCAGAGUCAGUUGCCGUUACUGAGAUGGAGGUGGAGGUAGAGUCAGUUGUCGCUACUGAGCUGGUUCGGGAGCCAGAUGGAGUUGUCGAGCCUGAGGUCGACAUGCCUGUUGUUAAGUCCACUACUUAG
Messenger RNA from Linum trigynum, 288 nucleotides. The record is from the annotation of a GenBank genome assembly. NCBI's taxonomy places the organism in Eukaryota, Viridiplantae, Streptophyta, Magnoliopsida, Malpighiales, Linaceae.